AUGAACAAGUUGAUUCAACAUGUACGAAAUUGUAAUGACUUUACUAUUGAUACCGAAGGUGAACGAUCAACAAAUGAAUUGGCAUUAAUGCAAAUCCAGACUAUUCCUCGAAAUGCACCAUUAGUUGUAAUCUUAAUAGAAAUUAUGAAUUUGCCAUUAAAUGACACAAUUAUUUAUGUUAAAAUUAAACAAUGUCUAGAAUUAAUUUUCAAAUCGGAAAAUAAUUUAUAUGGUUGGGGUGAAUUGAUUGUGGAAUUACGUCCAGCUAUUAAAUAUGAAAUAUUUAAUUGGCCGAUUAAAUCAACAAUAUAUGAUAUUCAACUUUAUUUUCCACAAUGGCACAAAUGGGCCUUGUCUCAUUGUGAGACAAGCAGCAUGUCAUCAUCUCAAUCACAUGCUGUUGAUAGUGAUGUUGAUGUCAAUUCAAGUACAAGUAUUAAUCUAUCAUCUCAAUGUAAUUGUCACGCAUCAAGUCCUUAUCGUGCUGGAGAGAAAUGGAGCUUGCAAGAAGCUUUAGUUCAUACAGGUCAGAUGUUUCUUGAUAAAUCAAUGACACGUAAUCACUGGUCAUUAACGUUGGAUCCAGAUCAUUCGAUUUUAUCAACACGUAAACGAAAUCAAAUGGUGUUCUAUGCAAUAUAUGAUUGCUUCACCACAACAUAUUUAGCUUAUCCUGUUCUACAAUAUUGGACUUUUCAACAGGUAGCUAAAAUUAAUAUUGUUGAUUUGUUUCAGACUUCACCAUCAUCAUCAUUGCAUCAUGGAUACAACAACAUUAAAAAUGAUACACAAGUUAAUAAGCAAUUGAAAAAGAAUAUUAUAAUUGAUGGUGCAGUACUUAUAUCCGAUGAUAGUGAUCAAAGUGAUGAAGAAAUAUUUCUUAAUCGAUGUGAUAAUCAAUUUAAUAAAAAAUUAUUAAAUGAAAAUAUUUCAGAUGAUAAUAAAGAAAAUGAUGAUAAUUUAGAACAAAUAUCUGAAGAUGAUGGUGAAAUCUAUCUUGGUCAAGUAAUUGAACCAAGUACUAUUGAUGGUGUUGAUCCACCAUUUGUUGAUGGACUUGACGGUGUUGAUCCACCAUUUGCUGAUGGAAAUAAUAAAAUUAAUUCAACAGUUGCUCGUCGUGAAACGCAGGGAACGGUUGACAUUGCUCAACCAGUUCCUGAUCCCAUUAGACAACAACACCAGCAACCAAGAAAAAAAACUUUAUCAGCUGAAGCAAAGAAAAAGAAAAACAAGAAAAAAAACGAUCAUCUUCGUCUGCUUCGGUUUCAACAUGUUUUAAAAAGGUCAUAUUAUUAUCAUUUUAGAUUGAAAUUAAUCCGAAAAAUAAUUCGUUAUUAUGGUGUAUCAUUUCGUCAUGUCAAAUUUCAAGGAGAUGAAGUGGUUAUCGGUGUAAAAUCUGAUAAAAAUCGUCGACAAUAUGAAGAUAUUUUACCAUCGUAUUGUUUCGACAAGAAAAAUUAUUGGCGAUUCAAGUAA
This is a messenger RNA of Adineta steineri, 1479 nucleotides long. NCBI's taxonomy places the organism in Eukaryota, Metazoa, Rotifera, Eurotatoria, Adinetida, Adinetidae. The record is from the annotation of a GenBank genome assembly.